AUGAACUUUAUCACCGAAAACUGCCCUUCCGAUCCGUGGUGGAAAUCACGGCUUCGGCUUCUUCAGCUACUUGGUGGUGGCAGCAGCACACAGUUUACAUCCACCCCUGCACCGGCCUUGAACUACUCAAUCCCAGCCAUUCUCGCACGCAUUGAACCUUUUCAGAACGAACUCGUUUCAGAGUCAAUAAUCCUCGACGGACUGCAGGGUCGACACCGAGAGGCUCUCCGCCUGCUGACGCACGGGCUAGGCGACUAUGAUGCCGCCGCACGGUACUGUCUAUUCGGCGGGCCCCGAAGCACGAGCUCAACCGGUGCGCCGUUAGAGUUUGCGGAGAAAUCACGCCAGACCGAGCUAUUCCAGUAUCUCCUCGAUGAGUUUCUGCAAAUUCGCGACCUGUCAGAACGCAUUGAACGCACAAGCGACCUCCUUGCACGCUUUGCAGCUUGGUUCGAUGUUCGCGAGGUAAUUAAGAUCAUCCCAGACGAUUGGAGCGUGGACAUCCUCAACGGCUUCUUAGCCCACGUCUUCCGCGUGCUCGUGUCAGAAUCGCGAGAGGUGCGAAUCGAGCGCGCGCUUUCAGCUGGUCAGAACCUGCGCAUAACCGCAGAGUACAUCUCGAGCAUGGAGAAAGUCGGUGGUUGGGUUGAAGAUGACCAGGGAUUGAGGCAGUUGCGGGGGGGUCAGAUCAAUAGCACGCGGGGAGAGACGGAGAGUGACUUCGGGGAGAUGGUGGAGGCGGGGUUGAUACGUGAUUCGUCUUGA
This is a messenger RNA of Aspergillus calidoustus, 765 nucleotides long. Lineage: Eukaryota; Fungi; Ascomycota; Eurotiomycetes; Eurotiales; Aspergillaceae. The record is from the annotation of a GenBank genome assembly.